Miscanthus lutarioriparius is the source of this 819-nucleotide messenger RNA. Lineage: Eukaryota; Viridiplantae; Streptophyta; Magnoliopsida; Poales; Poaceae. The record is from the annotation of a GenBank genome assembly.
AUGGCGUCGAGAGCUCCGGCGAUCGUGGUCGUCGCGGCCUUGAUCAUGGCGGCAGCACACCUCGCGAGCGGCAGCGGCUAUUACCAAGCCGCCGCGCCCUUCACGACGUCGGACUGGCAAGACGGUAGCGCCACGUUCUACGGCGACGCUUCCGGCCUCGGCGCAGACUUCGGCGGCGCGUGCGGGUACGGCGCCAACGACAUCCAGUCGCUCUACUCGACGAGCACGGCGGCGCUGAGCACGCCGCUGUUCGCGAGCGGCAGCGGGUGCGGGCAGUGCUACGAGCUGCGGUGCGUCAACUCCCGGUGGUGCAACCCGGGUUCGCCGUCCGUCGUGGUCACCGGCACCAACCUCUGCCCGCCCAACUGGAACCUCCCCAGCGACAACGGCGGGUGGUGCAACCCGCCGCGGCAGCACUUCGACAUGGCGCCCCCGUCGUUCCUGAUCCUCGCACCGCGGGUGGCGGGCAUCGUCCCCGUGCAGUUCCGCCGCGUGCCGUGCCAGCGCUCCGGCGGGAUCAGGUUCUACGUGCAGGGCAACUACUACUGGCUCCUGCUGUACGUCAUGAACGUCGGCGGCAGCGGCGACGUCGGCGACGUGGCCGUCAAGAGGGCCGGCGAGCCGGACUGCAGCUACGUGCCCGCGUCGCGCAACUGGGGCAUCACGUACCAGGUGUUCGCCGCGCUCGGCAACGCGAAGGGCCUCGUCGUCAGGAUGACCUGCUACAGCUCGCCGCGGAAGACCAUCGUCGUCGAUGACGCCAUCCCCGCCUGGUGGUCCACUGGACUCUCCUACCAGGGAUCCAACAACUUCUAUUGA